GACCCGUCCGGUUCACACGCGCUGUGUUUAAACCCAGUAACACACAGUAAUAACGCCUAUUUAUAACGAGCCACCCACCGAGCCACCGACAGCCGCCCAUCAUGACGGCGUCCAACUGGGGUCUGAUCAUGAACGUGGUCAACAGCAUCGUGGGCGUCAGCGUGCUGACCAUGCCCUUCUGUUUCAAACAGUGUGGUAUAGUGUUGGGGACACUGUUGUUAUUCUUCUGUUCCUGGAUGACCCACCAGUCCUGCAUGUUCCUGGUCAACACAGCUAGCAGCACUAAACGCAGAACCUAUGCGGGCCUAGCUUUCCAUGCCUACGGGAAACCAGGCAAAAUGCUGGUAGAGACAAGCAUGAUUGGUUUGAUGCUGGGGACCUGCAUUGCCUUCUAUGUUGUGAUUGCUGACCUGGGUUCAAACUUCUUUGCCCAGCUGUUGGGUUUGCAGGUGACGGGCAGUUUCCGUGGGCUGCUGCUGAUUGCCGUGUCUCUGUUCAUUGUGUUGCCGCUCAGUCUGCAGAGGAACAUGAUGUCCUCCAUCCAGUCCUUCUCCGCCAUGGCUCUCAUGUUCUACACCCUCUUCAUGUUCACGAUGGUGCUGUCCUCGUUCAGACAUGGGCUGCUCAGCGGCUGGUGGCUGGGUCGGGUCAGUGUGGUGCGCUGGGAGGGCGUGUUUCGCUGCCUCCCCAUCUGUGGGAUGGCCUUCUCCUGUCAGUCGCAGGUGCUGCCGACCUACGACAGCCUGGACGAGCCGUCCGUCAAACGCAUGAGCACCAUCUUCACCUCCUCGCUCAACGUGGUCACCACCUUCUACAUCACUGUGGGUUUCUUCGGGUACGUCAGCUUCACUGAGAACAUUGCGGGCAACGUGUUGAUGAACUUCCCGUCCAACCUGGUGACGGAGAUGAUCCGCGUUGGUUUCAUGAUGUCUGUGGCUGUCGGCUUCCCCAUGAUGAUCCUGCCCUGUCGGCAGGCCAUCAACACCAUGCUCUUCGAACAGCAGCAGAAGGAUGGGACGUUUGCUGCUGGUGGGUACAUGCCUCCGCUACGCUUCAAGAUGAUCACUCUGUGCAUUGUGUUCGGCACCAUGCUAGGAGGCAUUCUGAUCCCCAACGUGGAGACUAUUCUAGGACUGACCGGAGCCACCAUGGGGAGUCUGAUCUGCUUCAUCUGUCCUGCCCUCAUCUAUAGAAAGAUCCAGAAGAACAGUCUGGUCGCUCAGCUGGUGUUGUUUGUGGGUCUGGGCAUCCUUCUGGUCAGCACCUUCACUACCCUGUCAAUCUCCUCUGGCAGCUCUACACCCCGCAUACAAGCCCCGCCUCCGCCAGCCGCGGACAGGAACAACCCGGUGCUGGACCUUCCUGAAAUGAAUGACAAAUCCAUAAUCAAGAAGCCAGUGGACAUGGAGGGACCCAAGCCCCCCGCUGUGGAGGUGGUACAACCCAUGGAGAAGGACUCGGCCGAGCCUCCCCAGAUUAAAGGACCGGUCAAAGUACCAGAGAAAGAGGAGGAGGUCCAGCUGGACCGCCCUGAACCCGGUGUGGCAGUGCCGGAGGGGGAGGAGCAUCGGCAUGAGCCUCCAAUACCCCAUGACGAGGUUAAGGUCGACACCAGGAAGAACAACGCCGAGCUAGAGGAUCAGAACAAACCGCCUGCUCCUCCUGCAGAAGGAGAGGAGAAGGAGUAUCAGAAGCAAGACGAGAAAGAAGAGAAGGUCGAAGAGAAGCUGAAGCCCGUGGUGGCAUUGGUGAGGAAAGAGGAAGUGGAUAUGGGUGUUGGGCAGGUCCUGCUGGAGAAGAAGGGGCCGGAGGCAGAGGUGGGCAAAAAGCAGGAUGUUCGUUCGCUAAAGGAUGUGGAUAAACUGGCUCCCAUGAACGAUAUACUAGCGGUGAAGGCGGGUGAGGCGACACAGGUUGAUGUUGCAGGCAAAGUGCUGGAGGCGGCAGCGAAACAUGAAGGAGAACAUCACCCGGCAGGAGACGUGGCUGCAGCAGCAGAUGGGAAGGAUACUGCAGAGGACAAGCUGGAAGUGAUUAAAAAGCUGGUUGCAGAAGGCCAGUUGGACCACGCGGUACUCCUACAGGUGAUUAAGCAGCAGCAGGAGCAGCAGAAGAGACUCCUGGACCAGCAGGAGAUACUCCUGGCUGUCAUCGAGGAACAACACAAGAUCCACCAGAAGCAGCCCGCAGCUCCAGAAGGAGAGGGAGACAAAGCUGCUCAGGAACACCUGGAGGUGAUGGAUGUGGCAGCGGUCAAACCCAAAGAAGCCGUCCAGCUCCCUGAUCCCAAACAGCCUGGUGACUCGGCCAGUCAAGCGGGGGAGAGGAGCUCUGAGGUCCAGGCUCCAAAUGUGGCAGUCCCGGAGGCUCACAACGUGGCCGACAAGCCGAACCAGGCUGCUGGCGUGGACGUCCAUAAAGAGAGAGAGCUGGAUGCCAGAGGAGUAGCGCUGGGCCAGCGCAAACCAGAUGACGCCCCACCGGCACCCAAAGAUGAACCCAAAGUCCUGCCGAAAGAUGAGGAGAGACACGCUGACACAGACCAGGACAUGAUGGAGAGAGGGAGGGCAGAGAGAGAGAAGAUGGGGAAAGAGAGGGUAGAACAAGAGAGAGGGAGAGCAGAGAAAGAGAAGAUCCAGCAGGAGCUCCAGAGAGCAGACGAGACAAUUGAGAAGGCAAGGAAAGAGAAGGAGGGGAAGAGGAGAAGAGUGGCCCAGCAGGAGCGAGCUGUCGGAGCCGAGAACGGAGUGGGGAGAGAGGAUGCAGAGCCCCCGAAGAAAGGAGGACGAGACCUGAAAGAGGGAGCUGUUAGUCCGAACGACGGCUCCCAGGAGCAGGCGAGGGACCAGGGAGACAUGGACCUGAGGAGGAGACGCAGGGCGCUGGGUGGUCGACGGGCCGAGGCCCUCCCCGUGGGGGCCGAGGUACCUCGGGCGAUGGCGGGACUGGAGCCGCUGCUGGAGCUGGGAGGUUCAGACUUGCAUGCCGCUCUGGAGGGACAAUUACUGGCAGGAGCUGCUGUGCACACACGGCAAAUCAAACAGACCUCCGAGUCAGACAGAGACCAGUAAGCAGCACCUAAAUACAAGAACCCAACACACACACACACACACACACACACACACACACGCACACACACACUUCUGAUCUCAUAUGCAUCCAUUAAUGUGCCGCACCGAUAGGAACCUUCUUCACUCGGUCACAUUCAGCAUCCAGACUGAGCGAUGUCUUUGAGAAGGAAGCCAAACGCUAUGGCUGAGCUGAAAGUUGUAGACCAGCAGGAGCAGCACAAGAGGAGAGACUUGUAGAAGCCAGAUGGACCAGAAACAGCUAUUUUUAAAGAUGUUUUGAGGUGUACUUGACAGAGAGACGAUGGUAGAGUGUUGUUCCCUACAGUGUCCUUAGGAGGAGUUUGUGUAGAAACAGUUUGGGGCACUUCCAACACCUUCAUGAUGUUCAGGUUUAACCUCCUCACCGUCUGAGCAGACGGUGAGGAGGUUAAACCUUGUGGUGCACCUUCCUCCUACGCUGCCUUCAUCACCAAACCAAGAGCUGCACUUGUCCAGUGAGUGCUUAACAGGGUAAACUGCAGAGUAUCAUUAGAUGGUAACUGCAUUUAUAGUCCGAUCUGCUAUUUUGUACUGGUCUACAGUAACCCAAAACCUUUAUUAAAGAGCUAUUUUUAUGUAAAUAUUUAGGUAUUUUUAUCUUUUCAUAGGUAAGUUUUCUAUGGGUCACUGCUGAAAUGUGUGUAAAUCUAUGCAGAGGGUUCACCACAUGGUGGAUCUGGAGAAUCCAGAUAUCCAGUAAAUGAUGAGUCCCUUCAGGUCCUUUGGCAUUCUAUGGA
Molecule: messenger RNA, 3847 nt
Organism: Lampris incognitus (smalleye Pacific opah)
Lineage: Eukaryota; Metazoa; Chordata; Actinopteri; Lampriformes; Lampridae
Gene: slc38a10
Product: solute carrier family 38 member 10
Exons: 17
Coding region: 102-3071 (989 amino acids)
Biological process (GO): amino acid transmembrane transport
Molecular function (GO): amino acid transmembrane transporter activity
Source: RefSeq, a predicted model, not a curated record